This is a messenger RNA of Magnolia sinica, 1627 nucleotides long. RefSeq lists its product as uncharacterized. The transcript has 6 exons. Lineage: Eukaryota; Viridiplantae; Streptophyta; Magnoliopsida; Magnoliales; Magnoliaceae. The record is from RefSeq and is a predicted model, not a curated record. Bases 203 to 1249 code for a protein of 348 amino acids.
AGGAACCGGCCUCAUCUUCCGCCUCCGAAACUUCAAUUUCCCGGUCUUCUCUUCUUCCCUGCAUUACACGUAUUCCAAAGUCUGCAAAAGCAGACGAUCCAUUCGAGAACUGAAGAAAGCAAGAACGAGAGGAAACAAAGAUUUCAAAGAGAAGACUCUCUCUCUCUCUCUCUCUCUCUCUCUCUCUCUAUUUCUCAUUUCCAUGGCCUCUUCUCCAUUUCCCUACCUUCUCUCUCACAACUACUACUCUCUCAUGGAGCAAAAUCACACCAUCCUCUCUCUCCUCUUCCUUGCCUUUUCUCUCUCUUUCCUCUUCUUCAUCUCCUUCUUCAAAAACCAUACUAAAGACCCACAGAAACCCACCUCCAAUCCCUUCUCCAUCUUCAGAUUCUCCCUCUCUAGACCCCCCAAGAAACCCCAUCAGAAUCAAACUCACCGCCUCUUUCUGGAGAUCCUCACAUCCAGCCAUCCAACCAAAUGGGCCACCAUCGACCCUCUGAUCGAUGCCGGCAUUGACGAGUCUGCGGGGAAUUGCGCCCGUGCAGAUGGGUCGGAGAUGGAUUUUGCUGGUGAUGGUGGGGGAGACGAUUGUGAGAGGAGCGGGGAUUUGAAAGGGAAGAAGAAGAAGAAGAGGAGCAAGAAGAAGCGGCAGCAGAAUCCGCAGGUGGAGGAAGAGGAGGGUGUUGAGUAUCAGGCUACGAUGCCGCGGGCGGCAGCAGAAAAGUCAGGUGUGGAUUUCUUGUAUCCGUUCACGUCAGCAUCGAGUGCCACCCAGAGGAAGAUCAAGCUACAUUACGAUGAGCUCGUGAGGUCGAAUGAUGCCAAGGCAUUGACAAUGGCUCAGGUUGGCCAGUUUGCAAAUUGCCUGAUUGAGGCUAGAAAUGAAUUGCAGCAUAAAUCUGAGAUCAUUCAACGCAAGUUUACAAUAACAAAGGCACUGCUAUUCAAGGCCGACAGGUCAUCGUUCGACCGCCUUUGUCAACAGAUAUACAAGCUAGAAGCAGAACAGAAGAGACUAGAGGAGGAUGCAACCGUAUACAAUCGACUGCAGGAGCAGCUGAAGCUCUCACCGGCAUAUAAGAAGAUGCUCGAAAUCAGUGCUCGCAUGGAGUCGCAAGCAAGUUCAGGCGAUUCGCUAGAGAACCCGGAUGCUGAAUAUACUGACAUCUCAUUUGAGGAAUUGCUAGCCCAAGAAAAGAAGGAUUCUUUUUGGCAAAGGAAUGGCAAGCUGAGAACUUCAGCAAGCUAGCAUGGUCAUCACAUCAUUGUGAUCAUUGAUACUUGGUGCUGCUGCGCUUUUCUUUUGAAGCAUCAUGUACAUCCGUUCAGACGGGCUGCACCUGCCCUUUUGGGCCUCCGGUCUUAUCAAGCCUUUCCACUCUCUUAUAUUCAGGAAGCUAAUCCCAGCGGCGACAGAUUUAAUGUUUUCGUGACUAUAGAUUAACAUAGGAUGGCGCCUGAUCUAAGGAUUAUGUAAGCUUCGAAGAUGGCACAGGUGGUAGCACAUGCUUAUGUGCGGCAUUGUGUGGAAUUUUGGCACGUCAAUGAAAAGAAACUCAGUGAAUAAUACCAUUUACAAGGUGAAUCAAACAGGUAUGAAAGGUCCUGAUGUUUGGAUUUUUGGCCA